AUGAAUGAAGCUAUGAUCCGGAUAGAGAUGGCGUUAAUCGGAAAGAAGAAAUUGGGUUUUGUGGAUGGUACCAUACCUGAGCUAAAUCCAGACGAUUUGCUUUAUCCCAGUUGGAGAAGAUGUAACAAUGUUGUUAAGUCAUGGAUCCUUAGUUCUGUGCAUCAAGAAGUUUCAGAAGGUGUGAUUUACUUACCCACAGCGCAAGAGGGAAGAACUGAAGGAAGGCUAUCGACAGAACAAUGGGCCCAGAAUCUUUCAGAUCAAGAAGGAAUUAUGCAGCUUACAACAGGGAUCGAUGUCGGUUACAGCUUACUAUACUCAGCUGAAGAAGCUUUUGGAACGAUUGAAGGAGUCUCAACCAAUUACAGACGCCAACAGGGCAGAAAUAUCUAUUUGCGUAUAUAA
Molecule: messenger RNA, 405 nt
Organism: Striga hermonthica
Lineage: Eukaryota; Viridiplantae; Streptophyta; Magnoliopsida; Lamiales; Orobanchaceae
Source: the annotation of a GenBank genome assembly